UGAAUAAAAUACUGCUUAUCUUGAACUUGAACACAAACAUGGACGUGUAACUAGAUUCAACAAAAACCUGAAGGCGAUAAUGAUAUACGAUAGAAUGACAUAUUGUAAAGAAAUAACAAACAUCCAUAAAGUGUAUUCAAAAGCUGUCAGCAGAUAUUAAACUCAUGCAGGAUAAAUGUGCAUCGUAUAACAUGAAUUUCAAGCAUAUCACAGGAAGUUUAACUUUUGCUUGACAAUUCAACCAUUGGUUAAAUUCAAAUAUAAUAUUUAAAACGUAUCGAUAAUGACUGGUGUGUGUUUAUAUAUAUAUAUAAGUUUGUUAAAAAGCUAUAUACGGUUUAUUGUUUUGGAUGAGAAUCAUUUGUUCCAGGUCUGCUGUGGCUGCCACUUCCCCGGGAAUUCUCCAGCACGAGAUAAUGCACGAGUUAUCUGAUUAUGCACGGGGAUAUCUGACAUCCCAUCUUCAUUGUGAAAUCACAGAAACCGGCACCAGUUACCGAUACAAGGAAAUCCGAUGGUGAAAUAAACGCGGAAGUAAAUGGAACUCAAUAAGAAACUAAUUAACGAGUUAAUACAUUAAAUUUGUGCUUUUGCUAUAAUCAAGAUGGCAAAAAGAUAAAUACAAGAGCGGCUGUUUGAUUGUUUUGAAAUCUAGAUGCCGUUUGAUGAUUGGACUGACUGUACCUGGUUUUUGAAUUCGAAUCUCAGCGGGUUCCAGGAGAGAAAGUGAUAAAGAUUUUAUGAAAAUGAGCGUAUUUAUACAUUUAUAGUGUGAAGAUGAUACCUACAUGCACAUGUCAUACUCACCUGGCAGUGCCAAAAAACAUGAAUGUUUUGUAAAAAUGGAUUUUACCUAUCACUGUGUUAUGCCAUUGGCGUCGAGCAUGGAUGCAUAUAUGUGCAAUAAACGAGGUUGGAAUUAAAACUGGAUCGACGUUGACAUUUGAUACAGUGCAGUGCAUUGGAUUAAGUGGAUUAAAUGGAUUAAGCGGAUUAUUGGAUGCUAAACUAUGAUGGUUAAUGAAAAGCCAAAGCGGGUUGUUACCCGUGCCCCGAUAGGUAGUAAAGCUCGGGCAAGUGGAAACACUGUAGUACCGGUGGCAAGCAAGAACCUAGCAUCAGUUCCCAAACAGGUGAAUGUCGGCAAGGUCCGGAGUACUUGCCAGGAGAAAGAGAACUUUGCGUUAACGAAGACCACAGUGACAGGUAAAACAAAAGACCUGGGGCAGGCAAAGACUCCUGUUACUUUUCUUCAGACUAGGAAACAAGGGAGUGACAAUAAAUUGAAUAAAUCGGUCAGCGGUACGCGUGUAAAAGGAAACAAAGAACAAUGCAAGAUUGGAGGAAAAGAAACUAUAACAAAACCGGGGAAAAUGAUACAAGAUGUUGAAAACACAGAUUUAUCAAAUGUACUAUUGACUGGCCAAAUUACUGAUCAAGAUUUGACAGAUGAAGUCUCAGACAAAGAGGAAACAGAAACUACUGACAUACACUUGAACGAGAAGUCCCACAAUAUCAAUACAGAUACAAAACAAGAGAGCGUGACCUUGAAGUCAACCAAAAUAGUAUCAGAGCAUAAGCAAACAUCCACAGUUUUCAACCAUAAAGUUAUGAAACUAUCAAAAGAUACGUUGACAGUUUCUGAAAGAAAACCCCUUCUGAAUGGUAGUCAGGUUCCAAACAAUUGUGCCAGACGGGCCAGCAGGUCAAAGGUCGACGAUGGAGCUAGCAUUCCUAAAACAGACAGUAGUAUGAAUCCCGACGAACAUAUUACGUCUCGGGCAGCAGUUUCAUUGGAUAGAUCAACCUUGAACAAAAAUGAAAGGCUCAAUAAAAUGCCUAACAAAAUAUCACGCAUAUCGACUUCGAAAUCUGAAAGGAAAUUAAUUUCACCACGAGAUGCUGCACAUGAUGUGGCUCCAUCGGUGACUAUCAAAUCGACAUUGAAACGUGUGAAUAACAUUCCAAGCACAAAACACCGUGUGUAUUCAAAUGAUGUAAGUCCGAAAUUAAAAUCACCGCCAUUGUCAAUUUCGGUAAAAAAACAUAGUUUAAAGGUACAAAAAUCAUUAAUAGGCAACCAAAGUGAAACUGUGCAGUCAAGCAAAUCAGACGUUUCAAAAACGUGUGCUUCAAGGUCAAGAUCAUCUACACCAAGUUUAGGGUCAGUGUCAUCGAAAAGUAACUCUAGGUCCGAGUCCUCUAAACAUGGUUACGAUUCUACUUCGACACAUGUACAAAUCAAAACUGAAAACAAAAAUGCAAUUCAAAGUUCCAAGGAAACACAGAAUGGAAAUAAUACCAACAUCAAAUUGAGUGGUACACGGUUAAAAGUAAAAAGAACAAACGAACUGACUUCAAAAUCAACAUCACCAGUGUCAAGGGCGACAACUUCACCUGUUAAAAGAAAAACACAGACCGUGGGUAGUGCUUCCUCGUCAAGAUUUGGUUUAUCCCAGAUAAAACCUAUUGUUCAGAAACUAAAUAAAACUGAUAGUGCAGAUUUAUUGGGCAAACACGAGGCUACUCAAGUGAAGAAAAUGGCACAAGGUAAUAAAAUAAAAACUAUAGGAACUGCUGUUCGUCCAAAAGAAAGACAGCCCAUUGAUAAUAAAUUACCAACUCAGAGAAAAUCGUCUUUAUGUAAGACGUUAAUUAGUGAAAGCAAAUCCAAAGAGUUGUCAAAUAAAUUUCAAGACUCGAAAAAGCCAACCGAUAAUACUCCGAAAAUAGCGUCAAAUAAGUUCCAGAAGCCAAAAGGCUGUAAAAAUGGGGAAAACAGAGUGAAACAAUGUAACGGGCCAAUUAACCACCCGGCAAAGAUGCGCGCAGGAUCACCGAAAGUAACAGAAAAUUGCCAAAACAUGCGAGAGAAAAAGUGUGAAAUUGAUUGUAGUUCAAGAUGCAUUCCUAGUACACAGCAAGAAAAUAAAACUGAUAAAAGCAGUGAUAUUUUCCACGUGCAAUCGGUGGCAAAUCAAUCAUGCCAGGCGGAUAUACGUACAGAGCAAAAAAUCGACAAAAUACAAAAUAAAGAAGGGGAUUUUUUCACAUUUGGAUUACCAGAAUAUACAAUAACUGACAGUGAGGGAAGUAUUGUGAAAAGAAAAGAAACAAAUAAAUCAGUGUGUGAAACGCAUCAUAUAAAGAAUGAAGUUAGUCAUAAAACACUCAUUGUUGGUGACCUUAAAUCUGAGGUCAUAAACUAUGGCUUAUCAGCAUAUGGAGCAACGGAUCGUUUACCAGGUAAUGGACCGCAUCUGCUCGAGUGCAAUACAUGGUGCAACAUGGAGAAUAUACAUUCAAAUAACGGUGGUACUGAGAAACAAACAACACACAGUUACGAUUCGGUUGACGUAAUUAGUGCCAAUACUAAAGCAGCUAAUUUUAAUGUUUCAGAAGAUGUGCUUCCUGCUUGUUUUCCCAAUCAUUUAAUUGAUAUUGAGGCGCAUGCUAUAAACGGAAAUAAUACCGGAAUUGAUAUACACGGAGUGGAUGGUAGUAAGAUUCAAAUCAAACAGGAAUAUAACUGUUCAAAAAUGAAUCAAAAUGAGGAGAAUAUCUCUCAAUUUUCAUGCAGCACGUCGUUUUACGAACAUUUCAGCAAUUCUCACGCUAGCAUCGUUCAGGUAUGUUCACCCUGCCAAUCGGAUAAGCAAAGUGACAUAUUGACACACAAUUUACAAACUGUUGCUGUAACUAAUUCUAAGAGUGCGCCAGUUGAUGGAGAAUGUGCUGUGAAAUCAGGAGAUUUUAAAAUUGACGAACUUAUAUGCACCAAUGCAUUUCCAGGAACAGGUGCCGAAGACAUUCAAAGCGAAAAUAAAAGACAAGAUACUGAGAUAGAAUCGCCCCAUGGUGCUUGUUUACGUAAUACUUCUUUGUGCGGAAUAAAGACGAACGUUAAAGAUAAGCAUUAUGACUUUGGAUGUUCCGGAAGCCAGGAAAGUUCGGUAAAUAUUCUUAAAUACUCCGAGUUUCAAACAAACACAUGCAUAAAUAAAGAUAUGGAAAAUGUAUUACGUGAACGUUCUGGUGGACCCAUUGGAGCAGAGGACACGUAUGUCUGUUCAGAUUGUGUGUAUAAGGAUGCACCUUCAGUUUCACCUCAUGCUGUGGAAGACGUUGCGUCAACUCGCGUAAAUUCUCCCAUGUGUAUACAUGGCAUUGCCGAAAACGGGAAAAAUCCAAAUGUACAGGAUCGUUAUUUCGAACAAAAUGAAGCUGUCUCGCCAUAUACAGGUGACAAUAGUACAUGUGUAGAGAAUCAGAGUGUCUGUUUCACUUGCAACAGGGAGCAUUGUUUGUGUUAUUUGGAUUACGUUGCAGAUACAACGUUUGAAAACGCCGUUAGUGGCCAUUGCAGUGAAAUGCAUGUCUUAUCGAAUAAGCAAGAGCAAGCGAAAUAUGAUAUGGGUAUAGAUAAAAAACAAAACAGUAGCGAUUGUGUCAGGCAGGUGCAAACAGACGAUAGAGCUUGUGAUUUGUGCAACACAGCUCAUCGUAGUGGCCAAGUAAAUAGUUAUUGUACUGAUUGUGCUUGCACUUACAAUGAGCCAUGCUUGGAGAUAGAUGUUACCGAUGAAACAACAUCAAAAUCAAACAAUUAUCUUAAUAGCAUGGGCAUGAUUUUAACGUCCAACAGACCUUCUGUAGAAGAAAUGCCUGAGAAAUGCUUUACGACUGCUUUACAAGGUGCCGGAAUGUUAAUCAACGCAAAUGACCAGGAAGCUAUCAUUUCUUUCCCCGAGACCAUUUCCUCGCAGACGACAAAUGAUAAUGUCAUAAACAGUUCUCAUGAUAAUUCACGCCAUGACAAGCAUACAGGUGAAAGCGAUGCAAGUACAUUUGGACAUUGCCUUAAUAAUGAUAACACAAACAGCACAUUCCCCUUAGAUUAUAGAAGUGAUAAUGUUUCACAUUCCCAGAAAAAUAAUAUUUCUGCCAAAAAACUAGCCUUAGGAAAUUACUCACAGGAUCAAUUAAAAGGAUAUAAAACAGAUGGCGAUUUACCGUUGGAUGUAUUCAUUAAUGACUUUUCCGAGAAUCAACUCAUAUCAUUUGAAGGUAGUAUUGCCUGCUGCACAAAAGUUAAGGUAACUCCUGACUCCAUCUUGUGUCAUUGGACGCAAAACUCGCCUACAGAAGCUACCAAAAAUGAAGCAUUUAAACUACAAGUCGUAUUGCCGAAUAUGCAAUUGCCUAAAGAGGAGUUACAAGAAAAUCGAAUAAUCACUGUAAACAGAGAUUCGGUGAGAAGCAAUAAACACGACUGCCAGUUUAUAAAUGAUCAAUCUGUUUCUCCAGAAAAUUCAAAUUGCGAUGAACUGAUAAGCCCGAAUGAAAGCAACCAUUCAUCAGAGCAAAAUUCCCCACCAGUUGAGAAAACGUUGUGUACAUUUCAAAAUUUAAAAAAUGUGCAUAUUAAUAAGAAUGAGAUUCGUUCUGAGAAAUGUUCAUUAAAUGGUGCGGACAAGAAUAGCAAAGCUGCUCUGCCGAGUAGAUGGAAUAAAAAUGAGAUAACCGGUGCCAUAAAUACAUGUAAGGUAUCGCAGAAUCUUGAAAUAAACUGCUUAUCUGUAGUCUUUGAUGAAUAUGGAGAUAUACCACCCCCCGAUACUCAGUCACGUGACCCUGCACGCGAACAGGCGGCUCCCCGUGCUAUCCAGCAGGUCGCCGGUGCGCUGAAUGUGGAAACUCCGGACAAGAAAUCCUUUAAAAAUAAUAAUCUUGAAACAUAUCGAGAUGCGGCUUGCGAUAAGAUGUCGGGCUUAUCUACCGUUAAAAUUACUACACAGAAAAGUAGCUGUAAUCAAGUGUUUUCAGAAACUUCCAUCCCAUCGAGUGAUUUCAUACAGCGAUAUGAAGAGCCGGAAAAAAAAUUGAACCGGCAGAAACAUUUGACUUCUUUGAACGGACCUGGUACUUAUACCUCGAAUUUGCAGACAGUGCAUGAUUUGUGUAAUUCGGAAAAUAAUCGUGACGGAGAUAUCAAACAGAAGGGAAAAUUAAAUAAUUUUUCGCUGCAACUAAAGCCUACGGAUGAAACAGAUACUGGGCAGCAACAGGAGGGUUGCAAACAUAAAUGUGUGUGUGAAAACAUUCAUGUAAAUUCUGGAAAUGAAGACAUAUUAGUUCAAAAUUCGGUUUUGCAAGAUGGAAUUUUGUGUACAAUUUGUGCUGGAUAUAUUUGUAAAGAAAAAUACAUAUCUGGUGAUAAAAUUAAUAGAACAGAAGUUCAGGAUUUAUCAGAUUGUGUGCAUGGUUCUUCCGCAGAUUUUUUAAAUCAAGCAGACUCCAAAUUAAAUUUCGAUAACCGAGAUAUUUCUAAAAACACUGCCGAACCGGCAUAUGAAAACAACGAUUCUCUCAGAAAUGUAUUGACAAAAGAUAUUCUAUCCAAACAGGAACUCCAAGUGAAUUUAAAAACUGUGUCUCGACAAGAUAGCCCAAAUUCUGCAGCCGAAAUUGAAUUGUGCAACAAUGGUGACACAACAACAAUUAAACAAGAGCGAUUAAGUGUCAUUAGUAACAGCUCGUGUGUUUCGGAUUCUUCUGAACAAUUUGUCGACGCAUUGGACAUUUUGGAUGGUAUUGCAGGCCCAAUACAAAGCAAAGCUCACGACAUAAAUGUAACAACCGGUGCUUAUCUAAAUAGUGAUAUUAAUUCGUAUGUCGAAUUGUGUACUCAAAACCUCGAUCUCCAUCACAACCAAUGUGUUCAACAUAUAGCGGAAAAUAGAGGUUCCAUAUAUGAUACAACGUCUACACAGUCAUAUUUAGCAAUAAAUGAUAGAAGUGUAUCCGUUGAAAGUUUUCAGGAUGCUGUCGAACAUCUAGACGACGAUUAUUUAACAUCGAUCAAAAGCCAGAAAUCUCUGACAGAUGUUGAUGACGAUAAUGAAGAAGUUUUGUCACAAACUUCAUCAUUUGAUUCAAGCGUUUCGCCGUCAUUUAAUGAUUUGUCUGAGUGGGAAGAUUUUGGUGACGAUUUAGAAGAUAUUAUAAGAUAUGACAGUGCAAUGGAACGUGAAAUUAAGGCUAAUGAUAGGUUAACAAACGUGUACAUAGCUUCAUGUCCGGCACAAAAUGCAUCCGUGGAUAAUGCAUCUCUAAAGCUUCCGAUUACUCCCAGUUAUAUCAGAAGAUGUUCUCAGAUAGGAACUAACGUUCUAAGAUCAAAUGCUAUCAACAAUGAACCUGAACAAAAGGGUAUCAAGGAUGCUAUAUUUAAAACAGGAAAUGGCAUGUUGUCUAGAGAGAUUUAUGGCGCAGACUGCUCAGAUGAGAAGAAUGAUGGUUCAAGUGAUAAACUGCAAGAUAACGGCGACAUUGCAGACCAUGUCAAGUUUGUCCCACCACUUACUAUACGUGGUGACAAUACAAAGGAUUCCUCGACCAAAGCAAUUUACGGAGUGAAUUCUAAAAUAGAAACUGCCUUGAUAAAACGUACACAGCGUCGCCGUAGAAGACAGGUCGAGAGACAAAUUCAACAUUUAAAGAACAAUGACGCACAAAUAAACAUGUCACCGCAAAAUGAUAAAACUUGCAGCAAAGAAGUUGCGCAUUCUCCAUCGGAAAUUUCACGGGACAAUGGUUUUAUUGAAGACCCUGAUAAGCCAAAUUCCACACAUUCUAUGAUAGCCUGCACGAGAACUGAUAAGACAACAGCUAGUAAUAAAACAGAACACGUUUAUGAAACAGAAUCCUCGCAUGAUAACUCAAAAUUAAAUAUAGCACAGCUUCAUUUUAAUCAAUCAAACGUUGAUAAAAAUAAAUUAACGCUAGAGGAAACAACGCCGGUUAAGGAGACUGUGUUGCAUUCAGGCAUGAAUUGCAAAUCAAUAGAAUAUACAUCAAACGAAUCACACGUAACAAACAAUGAAUCGGAUAGUAAUUUGCAUCUAGAUAAUAACAGCAAACAUACUAGUGUUAAAAGACAGGAAAGUGAAUUUGAUGAUAUUAAAUUUAUUGACGCAGACUCGGAUGAAAAUCACACAACCAAUAAAGAAAUGUCUGAAAAGGAUGAAACGCCUUCUCCAAACAUAACAUAUACUCUGACAUAUGAAGAAACUUCAACAGAUACGUUUACAUAUGAAGUUGUACAUAAUGACAAAAAUGAAGAUACAGGCAUUGAUGAAACUCAUGAAAAUGAAAUACUAAAUAAAGAACACAUUGGCCCAAUACAAAAUUCUACAAUGUGGUCUAGUAUUACAGAAGAAAGAAGUAAACCCGAUCCGAUAGAAACGAACAGAAAACAUCACGAUGAUGAUGAGGAUGAUGAUGAUGAUGAUGAGGAUGAUGGUGUGAGUAGAAAAAAGCCCAUCCAAGACAAACAAACAACCAACAAUGAUAUGUUUACUGAAACUGUCAAAUAUAUUGGAGUGCUUAUCGAACCGCAGUUUCAAAAUAAAAUUAAUGGAAGCAAUGAAGUGCCGCUCAAACAAACUGAUAGUGACAUACAUGAAAAUGACGAGUUAAAGGAGGAGCAUAAAAUUGAUAUAUGUGAGGAGUCUAAUAUAUCAGUAGCGCAUGCUUUAAAGCUUGAGAGACAAAAGAUGGGUUCGUCUGAUGAAAGAAGUCGAAAGGGGAUAUUCUGUAAAAACAAACCUGCUCGUAGACUAACCACUGACAAUAUUGUCGUCUUUGCGACUGACAAAAAUGACGAAACCUCAUUAAAGCCAGAUGUACGCUCACUCAAAAAAAGUACUAGUUUCAGAGUUGAAAAGAAAGAUAUCACUAGUCGUUCAGUUUCCCCGUCCGGACAAGACGCAGACGAACUUCUUCGUCAGAAAAAGGUAUCAGACAUGUGUCUAAAAUUUAUGACAAAAACAAGGUCGGCCGUUCAACGGACAAAAGAAGAACCACCGCCUACAGUUCCUCCUGUUCCAAACAGAAAGUUAAUGAAAUGGGUCAAUGCUAAUGGUAAGUGGAUGCGAAUACCCGUAGAUGAUGUGCCCGAGAUAGUUCACCAAAAGGAAAAAAACAUGCUUGAAAAUGAAAUAAAAACGAGCGAAGUUUCUUGUAAUGAGAAACAACCUGUAUGUGAUAAUUGCAUACAAACUGUAACAAUAGAUACUGGUGGGACAGAUACGAAUUCUAAAUCAAGUACACAAGUUGAAGACAGUGAAGACGCCGAAUGUACCAAGGAAAAGCUUAACAAAAAUACGCAUACGUUGUCGCGCAAAAUGACGGACUGGUCGGAAAUUAUCAUUUCUAAUGAUACUACAAUUACUAAUGUAACUGACGCAGCAAUUACAGCAAAAGAAUCAGAAGAUUAUCUUCAGAGCAAAGCCGUAUUAAAUUAUGAACAAAACCCGAGUAUGCACAACAUUAAAACUGAGGAUACCAUAAAACAUUUGCAUACAUCGGAUAAAUCUAGUGUAAGCAAAGCAGAAAACAUAACAACAUGGCCAGAUCAAAGUGUGCCUCCAGUUUCAACCGAGAAGUCACAAAUAACCCCUGAAAAUGUCGAAAAUCAACCAAAGAUAAUUGGAACGGUACUUGACGAGCAAAACUGUGGAACAGAGAGGCACCAGAUACGGCAGGAUAUGCUGUUAGGUUUACUAGAUAGUUACAACAGAAGAAAACCAAGACGAUUUUCAAGAACUAGUGACGGUUAUAUGAGUCCUGUCACUGAAAAACGUGUACCACUUGGUGACUCGAACUUAAGUUAUAAUACCUCUGAAACAACACGCAGUGACGCCGAUAUAAGUACAGGUGUUGACAUAACCAAUACAAAGCCUACACCAAAGCUAACAGCAGUUAAAAUCCAGGAGGAAAUAUAUGAAAGCAGGCCUACCAAUGAGCUCAGCUUAACCAAGGCUAGGUCAAUGACGCUCCCAAUUCGGAAAUCAAAGACGUAUGCUGGUUUUGGUUUUUUGGAUAGCCAAAAAAAGGAGUCGGAUGAGCUAGACACUGCUAGCUCAGAGACUCAGAGACUAGUGCUGGACACCCCAAAUGACCACGAUGAUGACGAUAUAAAAGUCACAUUGAGGGCGAAGCCUCCCGACUGGGCUACCAGACAACAACAGCGACACAUGCUGUUGUCUGAGAUUGCUGAAGUGGAAGAACAGAAGGAUGACCUGACGUCUUCAUUGCCACACAAACACCACCACCUCAAACAACAACAGCAGCAGCAGCAGCGGGGCAGAGAGGAGAGGCUUAAAGGACAGACCCAGCUGACCAGGGGACACAAGAGACGCAGCCUUAGUCUGCCCACAGGAUCAUUAGCGUUUGGUGAUGCGAGGAUUGUGUACAAGAAUGGGCAUUUUACCUUCGAAACCAUGGAAACAGAUGAGAAUGACCUUGAGCAGACCGGACAGACUGGUUCACAAGGUUCAAGCAGCAAUGUGAAUAGGCCUGAAACCAGUCAGGAAGAAUAUCAAAGGGGAACAAGUCAGUUUUUGAAAAGUCAAUCAAGGGAGGUUACUGAGAUGCACAAUAAGCCCCUGAGAAGGCAGUAUGGGAAAACCAUUCUAAGCAGUGGGGACAGUCACGAUGAUGUGUUUUAUAACAGUGUAGACCAGUCAAAGUGCUUUAAGAGUGAAAACAGUCUUACAAGUAUGGGUCAGUCUAAGAAAGCUGCCAUGAAUGAUUCAUGUUCAAGUCGGACUUCGGAUGUAUCAACUGUGAGUUCAGUGUCAGAGCACAUGGAUAUAAGCACAUAUAAUGAAUCCAUUUCAGAAUAUCAAAAGCUAAGUAGCUCGAGCCUCCCUGAAGUUAAAGAUGAGGAUGUCCGGAGAGUGAUGCAGCGAGCCAAGCGGACAUCGAGUUUCCGUCAAGCCCAGGAGGUCGGAGCUCUCAGACUCUCCGGAAUAGAGGAGGACAAGGUGCAUAACUCUCACUCACAAUCAGAGUCUAUGGACGAGAGAAGACACUCUGAUGGAUCCAAGUCACCUAGUGUUCAAAACCAAAACAGUUCUACUUUUAUUAAAAAAAUGAUGUCAAAAAGAAAAACUGCCAACGAGAACCUCAGCUUGAAUGCAUUUACAAAACAAAGUGAAUCUGCGAAGGAUUUUUUCUCAAAGAAAAUGACUCUAAAAGGUUUAUUUAAGAAGAAUAAAUCAGAGUCUUCUUUGGGCACUGCUAGUCCAGUGAAAACCGAUUACCCAGCCACACCCCCAAUAGCGGUUUUCCAGGAUGACGAUAUUGACAGUGCAGAAACCCCUCCUAGUUCUCCGUUCGUGAAUCGGGAGUUUCGACGUCGGCACACUUCUGCCGAUAUUUACCGCUCUAAGCCCCACCCUGAUUCAACUGAGACAGAUUCUAACUGCCCAACUCCAACACAGGAGAGAAGCGUCCUAAAACUUUCUAUAUCCACCCCAUCUACUCCUGUGCACGAUUAUUCCAGUAACUUGUUAAAUGGAUUAACACCUAGCAGUACAAGGAGUUUUAGGGAUGAGGAUUCUAUGAGUGUAACGUCAGUCAGCAGUGCAACAAGUAGUGUGCAAUCGCCUCCAACGGAACAACCAAACAAACCAAAGACUCCAAAACCUGUUGGGGCCUCACCAAGGCGUAAUCCUAGCCUUUCGCGAAUGGGGUCACAAAGUUCAAUGAAAACGAGAAACAAUUCUUAUAACAGUUUAGAGUGUGAUGUUAACAUUGAGGAAUUUAAAUGUGAGUGUGAACUUAGAACAAUGACCCUAGGUCGAAGACGGAGAAAAUCAACGAGUCGUCUCGAAAGUCGUGGGUCGUCCGACUCAUUAACAAUAUGCCAAUACUGUAAACUCUUGCAGUCUGGUGAUGGUAGUGCUAAAUCUCUGGGUAAACAGAGGAAGCAAUCAUUUUCCAAGGACAGGUCAGACAGUGGUAGAUCACGGAAGGACUCCGCUACACGUGGAAAUUACGACAGACUCGGGAUUAUGCUACAGACUGAAGUGGCAUCCAGUAACAGUAACGACAGCGGCAUACAGCGAGACGCAAGUCUACAUUCUAGCAGUGACAGCCUCAAGGCGGUUGGUGAAGGAAAAAUACAGAGCCAUCGGGACCCGUCCUCAUCCCCGCUCCCAGACCGAGCUCAAAGGUCGGAGGUUGGUGUGAGAUGGGCAGAUGUUGAGGAUUCAGGGGACACCACUCCCAUUGUGAUGCGGGCUCACAGGUUCCGGGACAGGCCCCGCCCACAAUCUGAUAUAGAGGACAAUAUACAACUAUUUGAUGAGCUGUUUGCCGAGGUUCUCCAGGAGUUUGAGUCAGCCGGCAGUUCGUUCCUGUCAGAGCGUGUGAGGGCGUUCGGCAGCGAGGUGAAUCUCCAGCCAUACAGCUCACUUCGAAACCUGUAUGAGAUGAGACGCCGUGAUCUCGAUAAACAGAAGAACAGGAGGAUGUCCACACCUCAUCCAAUUAAAUCACGGCUACAGCGGGCACCAAGGCGACUACAGAAGCAGCUCCCAUUGGUCAGAUCUAGCAGUAUGCCAGAGAGUCUGGACAAGCUACACAAACGACGCAAACUGCACCAUUUGCUUGACUUCCACAUAGACAGUCACCUGGAUGGGUCAGGCAGCCUGUCGUCAGACUCAGACCUGUCGUUUGACCAAGCCAGCCUCCAGGAGAAGUCUCUCAGUGUGCGAUCUUCCACCAGCCAGCUCACCAACAUGGAGGAGGAUGAGGAAGGCCUGACAUACGCUGAGGCAUUAUGGGACCACAUCACGAUGGACCCAGAGGAGCUAGCAUUCCGCGCGCAGGACGUGAUUGAGGUUCACGAUAUGGCCGACAAGGACUGGUGGUUUGGGGCGAUCGAAGACAGAGAGGGCUGGUUCCCUGCAGCUUUCGUCAGGUUGCGUGUGAAUCAGGAAGAAGUGGAGGAGGAGGAGAUGGAAGUGACAAUGGUCCAUGAAACACUCCUCGCCAGCCCAAAACUCCGCCGCGUCUCCAUGCUCAACAAGAACCAGGCACGCACUAAUGUUGUCAACGAGAUCAUCAAUGCUGAACGAGAAUAUGUCAAACACCUGAGGGAUGUUGUGGAGGGCUAUAUAGUUCAUGCGAGGAAGCGUACGGAGAUGUUCGGGAAUGAGAGGAUAGAGCUGAUAUUCGGCAACAUCGAGACUAUAUACGGGUUUGCCCAGAAGUUUCUCCAGAAGCUGGAGAUGUGUUUUGAUGUGUGUCCACACCUUAGUGAAAUUGGACAGUGCUUUCUCGACAAUCAUCGUGGUUUUGAGAUUUACUCUGACUACUGUAACAAUCAUCCCUCUGCCAGUGAAGAACUGAAGGACCUAUGCAGGGAUUCAAAGUACAAACACUUCUUUGAGGCAUGUCGGCUGCUGCAGGACCUGGUGGAGAUUCCCCUGGAGGGCUUCCUGCUCACCCCUGUACAGAAGAUCUGUAAAUAUCCCCUCCAGUUGGCUGAACUCCUCAAAUACACCCCACCAGACCAUGCCGAUUAUAAGAAGGUGAGUGAAGCUUUGUCAGCCAUGAGGAAGAUAGCCACCCUGAUCAACGAGCGCAAACGGAAGAUGGAAAGUAUAGAGAAGAUCGCAGCCUGGCAACAAUCUGUUGUUGACUGGGAGGGUCCUGAUCUGUUGGAGUGUAGCUCAGAGCUGAUAUUCUCCGGGGAGCUGACUAAGGUGAACACUGCAGGAUGGGCACAGGAGCGAUCAUUCUUCCUCUUUGACCAUCAACUCAUCUACUGUAAAAAGGACCUAUUGAAGCGUCAUGUGUUCAGCUAUAAAGGCCGUAUAGACCUCGAUCAUUGUGAUAUCACCAGUGUUGAGGACGGGAAAGACCCCCAGUACAGCACAGUGGUAAAGAAUGCGUGGAAGUUCCAUGAGACAGAGAAGGACAAAUGGUACCUUGUGUCUGCCAAGUCACCUGCGGGCAAGGAGCGCUGGCUCAAAGCCAUACAGGACCAGAAACAACGCGUACAAGAGGACCAGGAAAAUGAUUUCUGUGUACCUGACCACUGGAAACAGACUGUGUUGAACAAAGUGCGAUCUCAGUCUCAUAUAAAAGACAAGCAUUCCCGACGACCACUACACAGCCAGUCUUCCCUGCACAAAGACUUCAAGGAAUCAGGAUUCUCCACGUUACCACGGCAGCGACACCACUCCACCGAUAAACAUGACAAGAAGAGCUUCUGGAGCAAGUUUGGUGGAAAAAAAACAAAGAGAUGAUAGAAAUUGAGAGGGUUUAUUCAGGAACCUUUCUCAAACUGUGAUUUUGACUAUUUGACUGAUGAAAAUCCCAAUAAUGUUAUUGGUGACUUAUCCCCAUAGCGUUUUUGGUACGGACAGUCUGAAAAGUGCUAUUGUUAGGUACUCCCAAUAGUGCUAUUUCUAAAAUUUCUAAAGAAUGUGUUGGGGUCUGGAAAUGAAAUGAUGGUAAAUCCAUAAGUUGAUACUUAAAGGUUGGAUCUUAGCAAGGAUGCCAGUAUGCUCAGAUUGGAACAGUUGGUUGCUCUUAGUUUGGUCAACAAGAUGUCACAACAUCAAAACUUUUAGGGUAAACAAUGCCAAUUCAAAGUGGGAUUUAAAUCUAUUGUUGUUCAGAUCUGAUUAUGAAGAUCUGAUUCAGUUUAAAUGAAACAAUGAAUGUACAUUUGAGAAUCAAGCUAGGGUGUAUGGACUGUAAGUCUAUGGAAUAAUUAUACUACUGUUGUGCAAUAGUUGUAAGAUAUGCUUAUAUAAGCAUAGGUUCAGAAGUUAUAUGCGAAUUUGGUUUUAUCGAACAAAUUGCACAUUUGAAGCAAAGAACAAAAAAGGACAUACAGAAAAAGAUCUGUGAUAAUAUUGAACGGAGCUACAUACAGGUCUUGUUAUGUAGAGGCAAGAUCAGGCAAAUACAUGAUUUCUGUGUGGUAACGAGUAUCACACACUAUAACAAUUGUUACCUUAUAAAUGUACAUAUGAAUACAUGUACCCACACUGGUUCUGGUGUGUUCGUGGUAACAUUGUGAAACCUUUCGCUGGUUUAAAGGGGCCUACAGUGUAUAAGUGAUUAAUCUUUUAUGCUCAUAUGUUAAUCUUCAUGAAUUGAUAUUUUGUAUGCUAUGACUAAAAGUGCAAUAUAUAUAAAUACUUUUAAUAAUUAUAUUCAUCUAAAUUUGAAUAGCUGUGUAGGAUCAAGCUGAGCUGUCUUAGGAACAACUCAAUGUAUUGUUCGCUUUCUUACCCUAAAUAGUUAUUUUAAAAUAAUAGCUACGAAAUUAAUGUUGUAUUGAUUUUUCUAUAACAUAACACUUAAUAUUUUCUGAAAAUUUAAAACCUAAUAGUGUGUUAUGUAACAAAAUUCAAACAAUUCCUUGAAAUUGAUUGGCCUUACUUAAUUCACUCAAUAUGGAAGUUUACAAUCAUAAUACUUAUAUCAUUACUUAUAAAUAUUCAUUUCUUAUAAAUGUCAUACUAGUAAAUGAUAGGAUGUUGCUUAAAUAUUUUUUCAAGUGUGAAAAUUUGCAUAAAAAUGAUAUGAUAUCUGAAACAUUUAUAAUGGUAAAUAUAUAUCACUUGGUACUGCUGGAUCACUGAACUCCUGUGAGUUGUCUCCCAUGUACUUUAAGCCAUGGCGAGCAGCUGAUUCCCAAUCAUUACUAAAGCUGUCACUGAUGUCCACUGCCAAUCAUUGAUAUUUGCCAUAGUAUACUUGAUGUUGUAUUGAAUUUGUACAUUUGGCUGCUGACUGUGUUUUGACUUUGUAAGUAUCUUAUAUCUAGUGCAUGUAUUUAUUUGUAUAGAGAACCUAUCUUGCAUAUGCAGGAUUAAUGUUACCAUUAUCAUGUAAGUUGUUGUAAUGAUGCGUUAUAACUGAGUCAUACUCAUGCAAACAAAAUAAAUAAUAAAACACUAAAA
Molecule: messenger RNA, 15779 nt
Organism: Mya arenaria
Lineage: Eukaryota; Metazoa; Mollusca; Bivalvia; Myida; Myidae
Exons: 21
Coding region: 1011-14108 (4365 amino acids)
Biological process (GO): intracellular signal transduction
Cellular component (GO): cytoplasm
Molecular function (GO): protein binding; guanyl-nucleotide exchange factor activity
Source: RefSeq, a predicted model, not a curated record